Messenger RNA from Gorilla gorilla gorilla (western lowland gorilla), 4406 nucleotides. RefSeq names its product oxytocin receptor (gene OXTR). Gene Ontology annotation, biological process: cellular response to hormone stimulus; maternal process involved in parturition; regulation of systemic arterial blood pressure by vasopressin. NCBI's taxonomy places the organism in Eukaryota, Metazoa, Chordata, Mammalia, Primates, Hominidae. Gene Ontology annotation, cellular component: plasma membrane. The transcript is spliced from 4 exons. Gene Ontology annotation, molecular function: peptide binding; vasopressin receptor activity; oxytocin receptor activity. Bases 650 to 1819 code for a protein of 389 amino acids. The record is from RefSeq and is a predicted model, not a curated record.
UUUAAACCACUGCAAAAUAAACCCAUUUGAUAAGGCUCUGGGACCAACGCUGGGCGAACCAGCUCCGCUCCGGAGGGGUCUGCGCGGCUGGCCUCGCCCGCCCCCUAGCGGACCCGUGCGAUAGUGCAGCCUCAGCCCCAGCGCACAGCGCCGCAUCCAGACGCUGUCCGCGCGCGCAGCCUGGGAGGCGCUCCUCGCUCGCCUCCUGUACCCAUCCAGCGACCAGCCAGGCUGCGGCGAGGGGAUUCCAACCGAGGCUCCAGUGAGAGACCUUAGCUUAGCAUCACAUUAGGUGCAGCCGGCAGGCCAUCCCAACUCGGGCCGGGAGCGCACGCGUCACUGGGGCCGUCAGUCGCCGUGCAACUUCCCCGGGGGGAGUCAACUUUAGGUUCACCUGCGGACUCGGUGCAGUGGAAGCCGCUGAACAUCCCAAGGAACUGGCACGCUGGGGGCUCUGGGCUUGUGGCUGGUAGAGGAUUCCCGCUCAUUUGCAGUGGCUCAGAGGAGGGUGGACUCAGCAGAUCCGUCCGUGGAGUCUCCAGGAGUGGAGCCCCAGGCGCCCCUACACCCUCCGACACGCCGGAUCCGGCCCAGCCGCGCCAAGCCGUAAAGGGCUCGAAGGCCGGGGCGCACCGCUGCCGCCAGGGUCAUGGAGGGUGCGCUCGCAGCCAACUGGAGCGCCGAGGCAGUCAACGCCAGCGCCGCGCCGCCGGGGGCCGAGGGCAACCGCACCGCCGGACCCCCGCGGCGCAACGAGGCCCUGGCGCGCGUGGAGGUGGCGGUGCUGUGUCUCAUCCUGUUCCUGGCGCUGAGCGGGAAUGCGUGUGUGCUGCUGGCGCUGCGCACCACACGCCAGAAGCACUCGCGCCUCUUCUUCUUCAUGAAGCACCUAAGCAUCGCCGACCUGGUGGUGGCAGUGUUCCAGGUGCUGCCGCAGUUGCUGUGGGACAUCACCUUCCGCUUCUACGGGCCCGACCUGCUGUGCCGCCUGGUCAAGUACUUGCAGGUGGUGGGCAUGUUCGCCUCCACCUACCUGCUGCUGCUCAUGUCCCUGGACCGCUGCCUGGCGAUCUGCCAGCCGCUGCGCUCGCUGCGCCGCCGCACCGACCGCCUGGCAGUGCUCGCCACGUGGCUCGGCUGCCUGGUGGCCAGCGCGCCGCAGGUGCACAUCUUCUCUCUGCGCGAGGUAGCUGACGGCGUCUUCGACUGCUGGGCCGUCUUCAUCCAGCCCUGGGGACCCAAGGCCUACAUCACGUGGAUCACGCUAGCUGUCUACAUCGUGCCGGUCAUCGUGCUCGCUGCCUGCUACGGCCUUAUCAGCUUCAAGAUCUGGCAGAACUUGAGGCUCAAGACCGCUGCAGCGGCGGCGGCCGAGGCGCCAGAGGGCGCGGCGGCUGGCGAUGGGGGGCGCGUGGCCCUGGCGCGUGUCAGCAGCGUCAAGCUCAUCUCUAAGGCCAAGAUCCGCACGGUCAAGAUGACUUUCAUCAUCGUGCUGGCCUUCAUCGUGUGCUGGACGCCUUUCUUCUUCGUGCAGAUGUGGAGCGUCUGGGAUGCCAACGCGCCCAAGGAAGCCUCGGCCUUCAUCAUCGUCAUGCUCCUGGCCAGCCUCAACAGCUGCUGCAACCCCUGGAUCUACAUGCUGUUCACGGGUCACCUCUUCCACGAACUCGUGCAGCGCUUCCUGUGCUGCUCCGCCAGCUACCUGAAGGGCAAACGCCUGGGAGAGACGAGUGCCAGCAAAAAGAGCAACUCGUCCUCCUUUGUCCUGAGCCAUCGCAGCUCCAGCCAGAGGAGCUGCUCCCAGCCAUCCACGGCGUGACCCACCAGCCAGGGCCAGGGCUGCAGCCUGAGGCUCAGGCUGUGCUGGCAUAAGUGCUCUGCUCCUAGGUGAUGGCGUAUGUUUGUGUAUAAGGUACCUAUCAGUUUAUAUCCCUCCACAACUUGGGGUGGCUUCAGUGGGGUGGAGAGUGGCCUCCAUGAUGGAAGAUGAUAGGGGACUCAGCCACCAGACAACGCCCUGGCCUCCUACACGUACUUCUACCACCCUGAACCCACUGCUACCCUGGGCAGUGAGUGGCUUGUUUUUUCUCCUGGACUUGUAAUUUCACUCCAGUAUAUUUUUACUUCUUUAUUCUGGGAUAUUGUGAAAAGCGGUAAAUAUAGGAUUGGUGACCAAUUGGGUCAGGAAGUCCAGUGUUCUGGACUUGGGGUAAGCAGUGGGGUUGGGACCUCAGAUGGGGAGGGUGGUGCUAAGAUCCUCCUGACCUCAAAGUGUAUUUGCCUUUAAGCGAACAAAUGCUGGGGUCCUUGGGGACCAGCUUGUCAGAGGGUAGCCCUAGGAGAAGGAGAUUCCCUUGUAAGACCAUCUGGCACAGCGGACCUAUUAGAGCUUGGGUUAAAAAUGUUUAAGAAGCAUUUGGGAAAGAAAAAGAAAUAAAUGUAUCCAGAUAGGAAAAGAAGAAGUAAAACUAUUUGCAGAUGACACCGUUUUGUAUAUAGAAAAUCCUAAGGAACACACACACACACACACACACACACACACACACACACACACACACACAGCUAUUAGAACUAAUAAGCAAGUUCCGCAAGGUUUCAAGAUACAAGAUCAAUAUACAAAAACGAAUUGUAUUUCUUUAUACUAGCAACAAACAAUAUGAAAACGAAGUUAAAUAAUUCCAUUUAUAAUACAUCAGAAAGAAUAAAAUAGGAAUCAACUUAACAAAACAAGCGCAAGACUGAAAACUACAAAAUUUGAAAGAAAUUAAAGAAGGCUUAAAUGAAUGGAAAGACAUGCUGUGUUCAUGGAUCAGAUUCGGUAUUGUUAAGAUGGCAAUACUAUCCUAACUGACAUACAGAUUCAGUGCAAUCCUUAUGAAAAUCAUAGCUGGCUUCUUUACAGAAAUUGAUAAGCUAGUCCCAAAAUUCAUAAAGAAAUGCAAGGGACCCAGAAUAUCCAAAUAAGCCUUGAAAAAGAACAAAGUAGGUGGAUUCACACUUCCUGAUUUCAUAAUUUACGAUAAAGGUAAUCAGCUCAGUGUGUUACUGGUUUAAGGAUAGACAUACGGAGUAGAAUAAAGAGUACAGAUAUGAACACUUAUACUUACGGUCAAUUGAUUUUUGACAAGGUUCCCAAGACAAUUCAAUAGAGAAAGGAGAGUCUUCAACAAAUGGCGCUGAGACAAUGAUAUGCAAGUGCAAAAGAAUGAGGUUGGACCUUUACUCACACUAUGUGCAAAAAUCAACUCGAAACGCAUCCAAGAUCUAAAUAUAAGAGCUGAAACUAUAAAAUCUUAGAAAGAAACAUAGGCAUAGAUCUUUGUAACCUUGAAUUAGGCAGUGGUUUCUUAGAUAUGACACCAAAGACACAAGCGACCAAUGGAAAAAUAGGUAAAUUGGACUUAAUCAAGAUUUGAAGCUUUUGUGAUUCAAAAGACCCUAUCAAGAAAGUGAAAAGAUAACCUGCAGAAUGGGAGAAAAUAUUUGCGAGUCAUAUAUAUGAUAAGGGACUUGUAUCUGGAAUAUAUAAAUAACUCUUAUAACACAACAAUAAGGAGAAAAAUAAAUCAAUUUAAAAAAUGGGCUAACGGUUUGAAUAGACAUUUCUCCAAAGAAGAUAUGCAGAUGGCUAAUAAGCACAUGAAAAAAUACUCAACAUUAUUAUUCAUUAGGGAAAUGCAAGUCAAAAUCACAAUGAGAUUCCAGUUUACAAUCACUAGGAUGGCUACAAUAAAAAGAUGGACAACAACAAGUGUCGGUGAGGAUGUAGAGAAACUGGUAGAAAUUUAAAUUGUUGGUGGGAAUGUAAAUGGUGCACCUGCUUUGGAAAACAGUUUGGCAGUACCUCAAAAAGUUAAAUGUAGAGUGACCAUAUGACCCAGGAAUGCCACUCCUAGGUAUUUACCCAAGAGAAAUGAAAACGUACAUACACACAAAAACUUGUACACCAAUGUUCAUAGCAACAUUAUUUGUAAUAGCCAAAAAGUGGAAACAACCCAAAUGUCUACCAACUGAUGAAUGGGAAAUAAAAUGUGGUCUAUCCACACAAUGGAACAUUAUUAGACUCUAAAAAGAGAUGAAGUACUGACACAUGCCACAACAUGGAUGAGCCUUGAAAACUUGCUAAGUGAAAGAAGCCAGGUGCAAAAGACCACAUAUUGUCUGAUUGCAUUGAAAUGCAAUGUCUAAAAUGGACGAAUCUAUAUACAGCGAAUAUAGAUUAGCGUUUGCCAGGGCCUGGAGGCUAUGAGAGAUGAGGCAUGACUACUAAGGGUUUGGGGUUUCUUUUUCGGGUGAUGAAAAUGUUCUGAAAUUAGUGGUGAUUGUGCACGAUUUUGAGAAUGUACUAAAAACCAAUGAACUUUAAAAAAUAAAAAUAAAAAAAUUCAACAGAUGAAUUCAGAGAA